UCCUCCCCCUGAGAGACAAAAAAUCACGGCCCGGCCUCUUCAGAUCUGUCCAACUACAGUUUGUGAUGACGGACCCAAAUGCACCUCCGUUCAUCCCAGGGGCUCUGGGUCUUGGCUUGAUGCCGGAUAUGGGCACCCACCUCUCGCAAGAGGAGGCAUUGGCGGCCCUCGCCCGUGCUCCGCCAGGGCUGGGCACCUACAACCGUCCUGCGCCGCCCACCGAGCCGCCGCCCAUGCCCCCGGGGGCAGGUGGGGGGCCUCCGAUCCCCGGCGUGAGCUUCGGGCUGGGCCUGCUGGGCCCGCUGCCGAACCCGCUGCCCAUGGACCCGCGGCUGCAGCCGGGGCGGCAGCCACAUGCGUGCCAGGCCAUCGGUUCCCAGGUGAAUCCCAUGGCAGUGGGCGGUGCUAUGGGGCCCAUGGGGCCUAUGGGGCCCAUGGGGCCCAUGGCGCCCAUGGGGCCCAUGGGGCCUGUGGGCGGGCUGGCCGUGGGGUCGCCGCUGGACUGGGGCCGCGACCCCAUGCAGCAGGGCGUGCCCUGCGCCGUGCCGCAGCACUUCCAGCCCAAAGCGGUGGGGCGCCCAGCUGCGCCGCCGGAGGCAGUGGAGGUGAAGCCUCCAGAGCCCCUGCCGACGCCCACGCCCACACCACCCCCGCAGCCGGCGCCGCAGCCCACACCGCAGCGCGAGGCGCCCCGUGAGGAGCCCGCGCCGGCGCGGGAGGUCCAGGAGACCCGGGAGGUGCGCGAGCCGCCGCGCGAGGCCCGCGAGGUCCGCGAGGUCCGCGAGGUCCGCGAGGCCCGCGAGGCCCGCGAAGAGCCGGAGGUUCGGGACCGGGAGAACCGCGAGCGCAAGAGCGAGAAGUACGUCCCCCCGGCGGAGCGCAAGGCAAAGCCCGAGAAGCGCUUUGACUCGCAGGCCAUCGAGCGUCGCAAGCAGAGUGACAGCUGGGAGGAGGGGGCCGUCCCGCGCGCCAAGGUUCCGGCAGGAAGCGGCCCGAAGCCUGAGGACAAGGAGAACCACAAGGCCCGCGGCGACUUGAUGCGGGCCGUGUUCCGCGCCUGCGACGCCAACGGCGAUGACUGGCUCGGGGAGAGCGAGUUCCGCAACAUCGCCAAUUUCUACGGCUUCAAGGGCAACGACCAGAAGUGGACGGAGGAGUUCCGGGUGCUCUGCGAGGAGAAGAAAGCCAACCCUGCCAAGGGCAUAGGCUUUACCCUCUUCACCAGCCUGCUGAACGACGAGAAGGGGGGCCUCCUGGCCACCAACGACGACCUCCGAAAGAUGCUGCGAAGGCUGGAGGACAGCAAGAAGGCAGGCCCAGCCAAAGCUCCAGGAGGAGACGUGGGAGGAGCAGUGCCCGAAGAGGGCGACGAGUUCUACCAGAAGCUGAAGAGGACGGUGAAUUGGUACAACAAGCACGGGAACCUGAGCGACCAGAUCCGGCUCAGCCAGGUGGCCGACGUCCUUGCGGAGAUCAAACCGAAUCAAGCCAUGAAGAUCCUCUACGACUUGGACACGGCAAAGGAGACGCUGCCGGACCCGACGGGUUGGAUCAUCGCGGAGGCGCGGAAGCGGCGCCAGGCCAACGAGCAGCCGAAGGGCAAGGGCGAGGGCAAGGGCGAGGACAACAAGGAGAAGGGCAAAGGCGAAGGCAAAGCCGCCGAAGCCAAGCCCAAGGAGACGCCGGAGUGGCGCCAGGAACCCGCCGAGAAGGGCCAAGGCUACAAGGGCAAAGGGGCUGGAAAGGGCAAAGACGAGCCUGAGGAGGAGACGGAUGAGUUCCGGGCCAAGAUGCGCCGGACCAUCAACUGGUACAAUCGGCAUGGGCACCUGCUGGCGCCUAUCCGCUUCCAGGAGGUCAUCUCUACCUUGGGCAGCACCGACCCCCGCGUGGCCAUGAGGAUCCUCAACGACUUGGACCAAGCGAAUGCUGAAGCCGUCUUGAGCGACCCCACCAAGUGGAUCAUUGAGGAGUGCCGCAGGCGUGUGGCAGGCGACAAGGGAGCCCCCACGCCGAACUCGGGCCGCACGAGUGCUGGGACAGACGUGCCUCAGCCCAAGCCACUGGCGCUCAGCAAGCUGGCAGGUCUCACCGCGGUGCCUAAGCGCUUGGGGCCUCCUCCGAAGAAGGAUGCGGCUCCGGUGCCCGCCGCGUCAUGAUGCUCGCACCUGGGGCAAGCAGCCGGCGGAAGCACCAACAGCUCGAGGGAGGAUCCGGCCCCUGUGGGGCCGGGUUCGAUCAAAAAGCCACGUGAUCGAA
This is a messenger RNA of Effrenium voratum, 2259 nucleotides long. NCBI's taxonomy places the organism in Eukaryota, Dinophyceae, Suessiales, Symbiodiniaceae. The record is from the annotation of a GenBank genome assembly.